Botrytis deweyae is the source of this 1557-nucleotide messenger RNA. RefSeq lists its product as uncharacterized. The transcript is spliced from 4 exons. Gene Ontology annotation, molecular function: FAD binding. The record is from RefSeq and is a predicted model, not a curated record. Lineage: Eukaryota; Fungi; Ascomycota; Leotiomycetes; Helotiales; Sclerotiniaceae. Bases 1 to 1557 code for a protein of 518 amino acids.
AUGUUGUCCAUCACAUUUGUCCUGCCCCUAUUAUAUGCUCUCUCCGUUGCUACAAACGCAGAUGAUGCGAAUGCUACCAUUAACUCGGCUGUUGCCAGUGUUACAAAAUCUCCAACUACAAAUGUGAACAUUUGCUGCAAAGCUCUCCAAUUGGCAUUGGGUUCGAAAGUUUCGGACCCAAGUUCAUCAGCGUACAGUACAUUUUUGAACAAUUUCUAUUCCCAUCAAGAAUCACAACUGUCUCCAGGUUGUAUUGUAUCACCAACAUCCACAAUAGACGUCUCAAUUUCAGUCGGUAUUCUGUCUAUUCUGGGAAAACUUGCCAAUUGGAGUCCGUCAUGUCAAUUCGCUAUCAAAUCCGGGGGCCAUGCACCAGGCGUAAGCCAGGCCAACAUCAAUCAAGGAGUAACGAUAAAUUUGAGUCCUCUUAAUCUCAUAGAUGUUAGCACCGACCAGUCUGUGGUAUCGGUGGGUCCAGGAGCAAAAUGGGGAGAAGUUUAUCUCAAGUUAGAUGCUUUACAACUUGCUGUUCCUGGUGGACGAGUCAACUCAGUUGGCGUUGGAGGAUUGACCGUUGGAGGUGGAAUAUCCUAUUUCUCUCCCAGGAAAGGAUUCACAUGUGACAAUGUCAAGAACUUCGAAAUAGUCCUUGCAAGCGGUAAAAUUGUCAACGCAAAUGCAAAUCAGAAUCCAGAUUUGUAUCUGGCUUUGAAAGGCGGCUCCAAUAAUUUAGGUGUAGUUACCCGAAUCGAUUUCUAUGCUUUUCAACAAGGCAAGUUGUGGUGCGGUAAUAUUUUGUAUCCAGCAACUACCGCGGACCAACAGAUCAACGCUUUGGCAGAUUUCAGCAGCAACCUAGCUUAUGAUGAGUAUGCUUCUUUGAUCACGAGUUUUGCAUUUCAACCUAGCAUUGGCUCCGUGGUUGUGAAUAACAUUGUAUAUACUAAGCCUUUCGCAAAUCCGGUAGUAUACCAGCCCUUCACGGCAAUUCAGCCUCAAUACUCCAACACUUUGAGAAUUACAAAUUUAACCGACAUUGGAAGCGAAACAGGAGGCACAUUUAAUCAAUUACGAACAUUAUUCAUAACAACAACAUUCAAAGCCAGUAAGCAAAUGAUAAAUGCAACUUACAGCACCUGGAACGCCGCUCUUCCCUCCAUUCAAUCACUCUCCAAUAUUACCUGGUCACUAUCAUUUGAACCAGUUCCCGUUAAUAUUCCCGCGAAAUCAGCUUCUGCGGGUGGAAAUGUCCUUGGUGUAACUCCCGCGGAUGGUCCACUAAUUGUUGCUCUUCUUACUGCAACAUGGGGCAAUAUCGCCGAUGAUACUGUUGUUGAUAAUACUGCCAAAAACAUGUUCGACACGAUUGAUGCGUAUGCCAAGACAUCUGGAUUCUACAACGACUGGCAGUAUCUGAACUAUGCGGCGAACUGGCAAGAUCCGAUUGAUGGGUAUGGAGCGGUGAAUAAGGCGAAGCUUCAAGCUGCAAGUAAGAAGCAUGAUCCGCUAGGUAUUUUUCAGAAGGGGGCUACGGGAGGGUUUAAACUCUUUGUUUAA